Molecule: messenger RNA, 2858 nt
Organism: Menidia menidia (Atlantic silverside)
Lineage: Eukaryota; Metazoa; Chordata; Actinopteri; Atheriniformes; Atherinopsidae
Source: the annotation of a GenBank genome assembly
GACUGUCAAGGAAUAACUCCCCGCUGCCUCUCUCUCUUCCUCUUGACUCCCUCCAUCCCCCUCCUCCUCCAGCGUGCCACUCUCCUCUCUCCCCUCUGCUCCUCAUUUUUAUCUCAACUUGAACUAUCCACGCAUUCAAUUUUUAAUGAUACACGCAGCACUCGCUCAGCCACUCUGCUCCGUCUCCUUUUGCUCUCUGCUCCCCUCUUCACCACCUGUUAGUCCUCCUACCGUCUUCGCUCUGGAAUUCCCUGUUUUUUAUGAGGAGUUUCACUUUUGUUCUAUCGCUGAGCCCCAUGACGGUGAGAAAAGGAAAUCGUUUAGGCAUCUCCAUACAGGAGCACAUGGCCAUCAACGUCUGUCCAGGGCCCAUCCGGCCCAUUCGCCAAAUCUCCGCCUACUUCCCUCGCCUCUCGCCCACUUCCUCAUUCUCUGAGCCACUCUCGCCCAAUCAGCUGUCAGCCCCGGCUUCGCUCAGCCCCGGCGGCACAGGUCAAGGUGGAGGUGGAGACGGACCCAGCAGCGGGCUUUUGUCUCCGCUGUUACCAGGAGCUGCGGGGGGAGGGGGGUCACUGUCAGCCAUGAGCAGCAUGGACACCUCCAUUGAGAUCGACAGCUGUGACAGUGAUGAUAACACCUCCUUGGGAACGCUGGAGUUUGACUUAUUGUAUGACAGAGCCACCAGCUCCUUACACUGCACAGUCCUCAAAGCAAAGGGUUUGAAGCCAAUGGAUUUCAACGGUUUGGCUGAUCCCUAUGUCAAGCUGCACCUGCUGCCGGGGGCCUGCAAGGCCAAUAAACUGAAAACCAAGACAGUUCGAAACACACUGAAUCCUGUGUGGAACGAGACUCUCACCUACUGUGGAAUCACUGAGGAGGACAUGUACCGCAAAACUCUCCGGGUGUCUGUGUGUGACGAAGACAAGCUGACACAUAAUGAGUUCAUCGGGGAAUCGAGGGUGGCCCUGCGCCGUGUGAAGCCUGACCAGACCAAACACUUUAACAUCUGUCUGGAGCAUCCACCUCCUCUACCUUCACCAACUGCGAUGACCACAGCCCUGAGAGGAAUCUCCUGCUAUCUGAGAGAGUGGGAGACGGAGCAGCACAGAAGUCUGGAGGAAAGAGGUCGUCUGCUGCUCUGUCUCCAGUACCUCCCCCCAAAUACUGAGGCAGAAUUGAAGGGCGAGGCCAAAGAGAGAGCUCGCGGUGGGCUGUGCGUGGGCGUCAAACGCUGCGCCCACCUGGCGGCCAUGGAUGUCAAUGGUUUCUCCGACCCCUACGUUAAAACGUAUCUGAAGCCAGACGUUCAGAAGAAAUCCAAGCAUAAAACAGCAGUCAUUAAAAAGACACUCAACCCAGAAUUUAAUGAGGAGUUCUUCUACGAAAUAUCCUUCUCAGAAUUGGCUACUAAGACACUAGAAGUCACAGUGUGGGACUAUGACUUGGGAAGGUCAAAUGACUUCAUAGGGGGAGUAUCCUUAGGGUGCCACUCACAGGGAGAAACCCUGCAGCACUGGGUAGAUUGUCUGAAGAACAAGGGGAAGAAGGUGGAGCGCUGGCACACUCUGACCAAUGAUCUGCCAGGAUCCAAUCUGCAGGAAUGAUCCCAGCAUCCUCCUCUGCGCUGACACUGGAAGCACAGCCUGAACAGUCGGGAUGGGGAUCUUUCAUCGCAUGCUCUGAAGAUUUUCUGCAUGACUGUGAUGGAGUCAUAUCCUACUUACUGUGUGUCAUCAAAAGGGUUUAUGAUUCAUGGCAGUUUACCCAAACUGGGCACAGUCACAGAGAGGUCCAGCUCAAAUCUGACAAGCUGUGUUCAAAUUAAAAAGAUGAAACCAAUGAAAUUAUCUUAUCAACAUUCAAAAGCAUUCAUGUACCUGUGGAGGGUUUUCCAUGCACUUAUGCGCUGCCCCAAACUGGACAGAUCUCAUUCAACAAGUCAAAGUGAAAUCCUUCACAUUUGUAUGAGGAAGGAGAUUUAAUUGGUCUGAGGGUUUGACUUUCAAAUCAUCCGUCAUAUCAGGUUUGCUUACUAUUAUUAAAUAAUUUUCAUUAACUGCUGACAUUAAAACUCCACAGUAAUGACCAUCUGUCUCGCAGCCCACACACUUCUCUGUUGCAAUAAUUUUUUCCCUGAUGCUUCCUGAGAUUUCCAAGUGGUCUUAAAACUGUUGGAUGUUUGUUUUCUUUUUUGCAUCUAUUGAUCUGCCUGUCAGUAUUAGUUUGCCUGCAGACAGGUCAGCCUGAUAAGAUAAUUGGCUCUUUCAUGUCAGUGGUUUGUGUGAGGUGUUCGCAUGUUUGGUGUUAAUGGAGCCGAGCUUUGCAGCAGGACGACACACUCCUCCGGGUUGUUCUCUUGAGAUGUUUUGCUUUGAAUGAACGAAGAGAAGUUUGUUUUAUUCGGCUAUUUAAGUGUUGUUUUCAUAGUUGUUUGGAGUGUCAGCUCUGAUAACACUGUGUCAGUUACCUGUCGAUGGCACAUUAAUGUUGACCCAGUCCCUAAUUAGUAAAGAAAAGGACGGUGAUAUCUUUGGGGGAAAAAAGCUUCACAGCAACAGGGUUUGGCGAAGAGCUGUGCAUGGUUGUUGUCUGACACGGUAAAUGUAACCACCAGUCUUUGUUUUAAUGCAGAUGAAUUUCAAAUAGUGUAUAGAGAUCAGUAUUGUCUGGUAACUCUCCAUGUCUGUUGCUGCUGUUGCUGUAUUAUGGAUUGCAUUUAGGAUGAGGUCAAUGAGAAAUGCUGGUAAUAUCAGAGGUGUUUAUAUGUAAAUAAAUGGUGUUUCGCUUGUUUUGGAUAUUUAUCUUUUGGAAAGUGUGCAUGUUUUUGAUUUGUUUUUCUCAUAAAACAUUCAUAUCAA